CAACAAAUAAAACCUUCAAAAGGACACAAAAAUAAGCUUACAUAGUAACAGUACUCAUAUUCCGAUCUACGUUUAUUUUAAUCAGUCCAGUUUUAUUAUCGAUAUAUUUCAACAUGAGCACUCCCGCGUCCACUCAAACACGUUUGUCCGAAGCGCACACUACAAUUUUCGACGAGGGGCUUAAAAUACGAUAUCAAGUUGCAGGCAAGGAAUACGUCGACCGUUCGCUCCAAAAUGGGUCCUCGGACUUUGCGCGACCAAUGCAAGAGCUGGUCACAGAGGCAUGUUGGGGCUCAGUGUGGGCACGUCCUGGGUUGGAGAAGAAGCAGCGGUCUCUCCUGAAUAUUGCGAUGCUUUGCGCACUGAAUCGCGGUACAGAACUGGCGGUGCAUGUGAGAGGUGCUGUCAAUAAUGGCGCAAGUGAAGUGGAGAUCCGGGAAACUUUGUUACAGGCUGCUAUCUAUUGUGGGAUGCCCGCAGGAAUCGAGGGUUUCAAGGUUGCGGAGAAGGUCAUCACGGAUAUGAAGAAUGAGAAGAAGUAG
Messenger RNA from Pseudogymnoascus verrucosus, 542 nucleotides. RefSeq lists its product as uncharacterized. Lineage: Eukaryota; Fungi; Ascomycota; Leotiomycetes; Thelebolales; Thelebolaceae. The coding region runs from base 114 to 542 and encodes 142 amino acids. Gene Ontology annotation, molecular function: peroxiredoxin activity. The transcript has 2 exons. The record is from RefSeq and is a predicted model, not a curated record.